Molecule: messenger RNA, 1347 nt
Organism: Protopterus annectens (West African lungfish)
Lineage: Eukaryota; Metazoa; Chordata; Ceratodontiformes; Protopteridae
Product: immunoglobulin lambda-1 light chain-like
Exons: 3
Coding region: 138-869 (243 amino acids)
Source: RefSeq, a predicted model, not a curated record
UGAGCUUGCCCUCUAAUGUUUACUGGACGCUUCAUGACCCACCCAAAGCUACUUGGUGCAAACUAUUCCGUCCAAGAUCUGGCGGCAGCCCGACCGUGAGGUGCAACGUACUUAAAGGGUUGACAGUUAUAUGCAAAAUGUCUUUUUUGUUGGGACUCCUGUUUAUUACAUGCUUUUCAUCUACCUGUGCUGUCCUUACGUUGACACAGAGUCCACCUGCUGUAACGGUGGCGCCGGGAGCCUCGGUGACUCUCUCCUGCCCUCAGCAUGAUGACAACGAGGCGAACAACGUGGGUUGGUACCGACAGGUAGAACCGGGGAAGAUGCUGCAGUAUGUCGUUUUCUUAAACAAAGAUCUCAGAAUUACUUACGGAGAUCAUAUUGAAGCAGACCGUUUCGUGCCUUCCCGGGACGACUGGAAGCGUAGGAACAGCUACUUCCUGACCAUCCGCAAUGCCACUAAGGAAGACGAGGCUAAGUACUUCUGUGCCAUUUGGUUUCUGGGCUCCCGGGGCUUCGUCCGAGGAAACGGGACGUGGCUCCGCUUGACAGGAACCUCUUUACCCACAGUGUGGAUUUUUCCUCCUUCAAGUGAAGAACUGUCUACUGGAAUAGGGUCAGUUUGUUGCCUGGUUAAGGGAUUUUAUCCAGGAACUGUGGAAGUGCAUUGGAGUGUGGAUGGUGAUGCAGUAUCUGAAAGUGUGUCAACCACACCUCCGGUGCUGGAGAAGGACAAUACCUAUAGUGUAAACAGCUGCUUGUCAGUCACGGCACCUAAAUGGAAACAUCACAGCUUUUUCUCUUGUAUAGUCAGGCAUGAAUCAAGCAGUACCGUAAUUCAAAAAUCUGUUAAUUCAAAACAUGCAUAAAAUGAAAAUAUUUUUCUGAGGCACUGCUAUUAAUAACUAAUACAAAUAACUUAUUGGCUGCAUGAUUUGCUAAAUUAAUCAGAACAAUGUUUUAUUCAAAGUAUAAAUAUUAACAAGAAAGUAGAAAUAAUAGCAAGUGCUAUAAAGGUUAAAGUGUUGAACAUCUUUUAUUUUGGCAGAGAUACUAGACAGUGUGCUAACUGAUUGUAACUGGCUGAUCCAUCAGCAACUCAAAAAAGAAUUUAUGCAAGUGUUUGAAACUGCUUAUCAGUUACUUUAUACUAAUCCAUAAAUCCAAUAUAGCCAAUGAAUAAAUGGCAUCCUUGGUCAGUCUCAUAGUAGUUAAACAUGUGGAGCUCUAUAAAAUCAAGCUAUAGGAGGAGAGAAGUUAAAGAUAUUUGACUAACUUGUAUAUUUUUCAGAUUUCUUAGUAACAGUUUCCUGUUAAUGUUUUAUUAAAUGGUAACUUUUCAUGUGA